AGGGAUAAACUCAUAAAACCCAUCGAAUAUACAACGAACAACAAUUUGGACCUUGCGACUGCUAUAUUGAAGGGUUUCUCUCUCUUUAUCCCUACUCGGUGGUGGGGUUUCGGGAAGCGUAUCUCUCCCUGCCAUGGCUACCAAUAAUUCGCAACAAUCAGGCAGUGGUCCACCUCCUAAACCAUGGGAACGAGCCGGAUCAUCAUCAUCUGGUCCAGCUCCUUUUAAACCUGCAACUCCAGGUAGCACAAGUGAUGUAGUCGAAGCUUCUGGAACAGCAAGACCAGGUGAAAUCGUUCAAUCAAACAAUACAACUUCAGCAGUCAAUACACUCGGAAGACCUGUUCCCCCUAGACCAUGGGAACAACAACAAACCUAUGGAGGUGCGGGUUAUGGGUCAAGUUUGGGUUACAAUUCCGGGUUAGGGGCUGGAGGUUAUGGUUCAUAUGGUGGAAUGGGUUCUUCUUAUAAUAGUGGUGGUUUAUAUGGAAACAGCAUGUAUAGAGGAGGAGGGUAUGGUGGUCUUUAUGGUGGUAGCAGCAGCAUGUAUGGUGGAGGAAUGUAUGGUAGUAGUUAUGGUGGAGGAAUGGGUGGCAUGGGUAUGGGUAUGGGAAUGGGUGGCAUGGGUAUGGGUAUGGGUAUGGGCAUGGGUGGUCCAGGUGGCCCAUAUGAUGACCAGGAUCCAAAUAAUCCAUUUGGUGCUCCUUCACAACCUCCUGGAUUUUGGAUUUCUUUAAUGCGUGUGAUGCAAGGAUUUGUAACUUUCUUUGGUAGAGUUGCGAUGUUGAUUGACCAAAAUGCCCAGGCGUUCCAUAUGUUCAUGUCGGCCCUUCUUCAGUUGUUUGACAGGUCAGGAUUAUUAUACGGGGAGUUGGCUAGAUUUGUAUUUCGAAUCUUGGGUGUGAAAACAAAGCCGAACAAGAUUCAACCACCUGGACCGCAUGGUCAACAUGGUCAACAAAUUGAGGGACCCAAGAGUGCACCUGCUGGUGGUUGGGAUGGUGUAUGGGGAAACAAUGCACCUAAUUGAUCAUUUUGAUCAACUAAACAAAACAGAGGAAAGAAGGUGUAUGUCUGUAUGAGAUUAAGGAUUACAGAUGAAAAGGUGAGAGGAUUGAAUGUGUAUAGAUAGGUAUUUUCCGUAUUUGGAAAUGAUCUUUUCUUGAAAUAAUCUUUUUAUAUAUAUAUAUAUUUAUGUAUCUCUUGCUUAUGUUGUAAUAUUGUAUUGAAAGAUCUUUCCUGAUAAAGGAGAAUAAGAAUGUAACAUGAGAUGUCAAGCUAUUUUCUUGGGAUGA
This is a messenger RNA of Lactuca sativa (garden lettuce), 1295 nucleotides long. RefSeq names its product peroxin 13 (gene PEX13). Gene Ontology annotation, cellular component: peroxisome; peroxisomal membrane; peroxisomal importomer complex. Gene Ontology annotation, biological process: protein import into peroxisome matrix, docking. The record is from RefSeq and is a predicted model, not a curated record. NCBI's taxonomy places the organism in Eukaryota, Viridiplantae, Streptophyta, Magnoliopsida, Asterales, Asteraceae.